Molecule: messenger RNA, 2905 nt
Organism: Nymphalis io (European peacock)
Lineage: Eukaryota; Metazoa; Arthropoda; Insecta; Lepidoptera; Nymphalidae
Gene: Cbp80
Product: nuclear cap-binding protein subunit 1
Exons: 10
Coding region: 137-2530 (797 amino acids)
Biological process (GO): nuclear-transcribed mRNA catabolic process, nonsense-mediated decay; mRNA export from nucleus
Cellular component (GO): nucleus; nuclear cap binding complex
Molecular function (GO): mRNA binding; RNA cap binding; protein binding
Source: RefSeq, a predicted model, not a curated record
UAUGACGAUAGCGAUACUUAAUUUGACGAUAGCCGAUUUGGCUUGUAAGUUUACUUUUACGGUUUUUAUUGGAAAUAUCUACAUUUUAUUUCUUUCACUGUGUGUUUAGUGGAAUUUACAAUCUUAAACAAUAGACAUGAAUCGUAGACGGGCUCAUGACGAAGAAGAUGGAUAUGAGCGCCUUAAUAAAAAACGUCGUCGUGUAUCUGAAAACCAAGAAAUCGAAGAUAGAUUGGAAUCCCUUAUUUUAAGGGUGGGUGAAAAGAGUAGUUCCAGUUUGGAGAGUAACUUAGAAGGAUUAGCGAGUGUAUUGGAAGCAGAUUUAAGUACAUUCCGUGUUAAAAUUUUACGUAUUUUAACUGAAUGUGCUAUACGAAUGCCAGAAAAGUGCACUAUAUACGCAACAUUAGUUGGUUUACUAAAUGCGAAAAAUUAUAACUUUGGAGGUGAAUUUGUUGACUACAUAGUAAAGACUUUUAAAGAAAAUCUCAAAACAGGUAAAUGGAACGCAGCCCGUUAUUGUUUAAGAUUUAUAUCAGACUUGGUAAACUGUCACGUCUUGGCAGCAUCAUCUUUACUCACUUUAUUAGAAACACUAGUGGAUUGUGCAAAUGAGGAUGGUGUGCCACAAGUAAGAAGAGAUUGGUUUGUAUUUGCUGUGUUGUCAACCUUGCCAUGGGUUGGAAGAGAGCUGUACGAAAAAAAAGAAUCACAAUUAGAUCAUCUAUUAGUAACAAUUGAUGUAUUUUUAAAUAAACGUAGCAAGAAACAUUGGCCGGCAUUAAAAGUGUGGUCUGCGGAUGUACCACAUCUCCAAGAAGAAUACUUGGAUUGUCUUUGGGCACAGAUUAAAAAGCUUAGACAAGAUAAUUGGUCUGAGAAGCAUAUACCAAGACCUUAUCUUGCAUUUGACUCUAUUCUGUGUGAAGCUCUACAACAUACAUUGCCAACAAUACAGCCUCCACCCCACAAUGAUGGUGAUACCUACCCAAUGCCUAGAGUAAUAUUCCGUAUGUUUGAUUACACUGAUUGCCCUGAUGGUCCAGUAUUACCAGGUGCCCAUUCUAUUGAGAGAUUCCUCAUUGAAGAACACCUUCACAAUAUAAUUGAAGCAUACCACUUAGAAAGAAAAGAAUGUGCAGCUCAACUUUUAUGCUUUCCAUACAAAGCUAAAAUACCGCUAGAGUAUUGUAUUGUAGAAGUAAUUUUUGCUGAAUUAUUCAAUUUACCAACUCCAAGAUAUUUGGAAAUAUGUUAUGGCUCUAUACUCAUAGAGCUUUGUAAGCUACAGCCUUCGACUAUGCCACAAGUUUUAGCUCAAGCAACUGAAAUUUUAUUCAUGAGGAUAGAUACCAUGAGUAUUGCUUGCUUUGAUAGAUUGGUGAAUUGGUUUGCAUAUCAUAUAAGUAACUUCCAGUAUCGUUGGUCUUGGGAUGACUGGGAAGGAUGUGCUCAGUUAGAUCCAGACCAUCCUAAGCCUAGAUUCAUACGGGAGGUUCUCGGUAAAUGUCUCAGGUUAUCAUAUCAUCAAAGAAUAAAAGACAUGACACCAGAAGCACUUGCGGCAUUUGUGCCUUUAAAACCAGAACCUAUCUACAAAUAUUCAAUGGAAGGUGCAGCUUCUCUACCCGGUACCGAAGCAGCGCAUCAGUUAGUCGUCUGUGUCCGCAAUAAAUGUACACCAGAAGAGGCUUUGAACGUGUUACGGGAACUGCCUAAUCCACUGCGCGAGGGAGACUCGACGGCCGCGCUCACUACUUACAACCCUUUGAAGAUAGACGUGUUCGUUCAGACAUUGCUCAAUCUGGGCAGCAAGAGCAUUUCUCACAGCUUCGCCGCUAUUUCCAAAUUCCAUUACGUCUUUAAGAUUUUGGCGGAAUCGGAAGAAGCUCAAAUCUGCGUGCUACGUAAUGUAUGGGAACUCUGGCAGCGUCAUACCCAGGUGGUGUGCGUGUUAGUGGACAAGAUGCUUAAGACGCAGAUAGUGGAGUGUAGUGCGGUGGCCACUUGGCUGUUUUCCAAGGAGAUGGCUCCGUACUUCACGCACGGAUAUCUGUGGGAGAUCCUGCAUCUAACCAUUGAUAAAAUGAACAAACACGUCUCUAAACUUAGCAAAGAGUUGCAAGAAGCAAGAGAAGCUCUUGCAAGAGACGAAGAAAGUAGUUCCGAGUCAGAAGAUGAAAGUGGAAAUAAAAAGAAGAAAGAUCAACUCAAGCCCACUGAAGAGGCAGUGGAGCGCAUGGAGGAGCGCCUGGAGAUGGCGCACACGGACCAGAAGCGCCUGUUCCUGAUCGUGUUCCAGCGGUUCAUCAUGAUCCUGUCGGAGCACCUGGUGCGCGCCGACACGGACGCGCGCGACCCGCACACGCACUGGUACCGCGCCACGCUCGCGCGCCUGCGGCAGGUGUUCCUGCUGCACCACGAGCAAGUUCAGAAGUAUAGUAGCACUUUGGAAACACUCCUAUUUACUCAAGAUCUGGAUCCUCAUAUUUUGGAUGUAUUCCAUCAAUUUAUAGCUCUCACCGCUUAAGUGUAUUGUAUUUAACUAUAUAUGUGUAAAAUAAUUUGACCUCAAUUGCUAUAACAAUAGAUACUAUUUUUAUAUGUAUAAAACCGAUCUUUAAUAGAAACGAAUAGCCUUAGUGUACUUAUUAAUAUUGCUUUGAGGAUUAUAAAUUAAAGACUGUUACGUGUGUUUGUGGAGGCAAAUUGAAUUCAUGUAGUUUGUUAGAGAUAUAUUUAAUGUAAUCAGAUUAAGUAAAGUAAUUUAUUUACAUUUCAAAAUUUACAUUAUAUGAAACGUUUGAAUAUAAAGCAUUUGUCUUUGACAUGUUUAAUGUUUAAAUAUAAGUAAAUUGAAAAUAGACCCUUAGUUGUAUAUAAAUAAAGUUUAAUAAUCUUUGAA